Messenger RNA from Phycodurus eques (leafy seadragon), 4321 nucleotides. RefSeq names its product chloride intracellular channel protein 4-like. The coding region runs from base 2009 to 4129 and encodes 706 amino acids. The record is from RefSeq and is a predicted model, not a curated record. The transcript is spliced from 6 exons. NCBI's taxonomy places the organism in Eukaryota, Metazoa, Chordata, Actinopteri, Syngnathiformes, Syngnathidae.
GAGUGGUCUGAUUGUGUUUGUUGAUGUCUAACUCUGCUUGAGGUGCAGUACGAUUUUUGGUUUUCAACAGGGAAAGACUGACUGCAGCUCCUGAAUUUCUGUGCCUAAAAAAUUGUGGAGGUCUCGAAAUUUGGAAUUUUUAACACUGGCUUGUUAUCCAAAAGGUAUUUUGUAUUCCACCCUUGAACCUCUGGACUGACCAAAAUCUUAUCACAACCAGUUGGGAGCUACCUUAAUUAAUGAAAGCUUUGGCCGGUAGUCACUUUCUGGAACUAUGAUUUGAAUUGAAUGUAAUUUUUAUGUAAUUUGAUAUAAGUCUGUUCUUAGUUUUGUGCUCCAGCAUUUUCAUUUCCUAUCACUCGCAUAUUCAGUAUUUAGGCUAAUUUGUGAACUGAUAAAAAAAAAAAUGGUAUCUUGGGAAUCCGUUUUUGAUCUGGAAUUCUGAACUCCUUAGAUAGAGCUACGAUCCAAGAAGGUGGCCAUUCAGCCCUUUGUACUUUUCCAAUGGCACAGUCAGACUUAUGGCCAAACCCGGACCUAUCAAACUCCACUGUAGUCCACAGCCCAGUCACUUUUUGUUCAGAUGCAAAUAACCAGAGAGGAAAAAAUGAUGGGGACAGAGAAGAGGAAGAUGAAGAGGUCGAACUUGCUGAAGAGGUGGGGGAGGACAUUUUGUUAAUGGCUGAGGCAGGACAUGGACGAGCUGAAAAAGAAAGCGCAGAUCAAGGUGAACAGGAAGAAAUGGGAAUCCUAGCAAUGGCCCUGGUACCAAAUGAAAUGGCAAGGGAGGAAAAGGAAGGUCAGGGAAGACUGUGGGAGAUUGGAGUGGAAGGAACAUAUGAACAGCCCGACUUAAGGGACAAGCAGACUAAGAAAGAGAGCGGAGUCAAAGAAGUGGGAAUCCCAACAUUGACUGGAAAUCUGUGCCACUACUCAGCAGCAGAGCAACUUGAAAAUGACAACGACAAGGAGGAAGGUAAUGAAAAAGAAAAAAACGAUCAGCAUUUGAAAAUAGUAGAGAGUACAGAACUAAUAGUUGAAGAUGUAGAAGAAGCCCAGAUAGCCAUUGUCAAUUAUGUCAAGACCAAUGAGAACAUUUUAGAUUUGGGAAGCAAAAAUGAGCAUGUAGAUGUAGAGGAAAAAGCAACAGAGGGGAUUAUCCAAGAAGAACAACACUCAAAUGAAACAGAGAUGGUGACUGCUGAAAACCAGAAUUACUUUUCAACUGUUGUACAAGUUGAGAAUAGCAAUUGUUUUGAAAGUGGAGACGGGAAAAAAAAGGCUGAAGUGAGUGAGACAGAGUCUGAGAAAGAGAGUAAAAUCCGGCAUGAGGAGCAUUUAGUUAGAACUCAGAACUUGUGUCACAAUACAAGAAUGAUAGCAGAUGAAAAUGGGCGACACAAAGAAAAUGAAGAGCACAGAAAACGAGAGGAACCAAUAGGGAGCAAGGGGAACAUACAGAAAGAGGAAAGUUCUUGUGAAACAAAUGUGGAGACAGACAUUCUGGUUCAUCUCUCAGCAAUGGUCAAAGAUGGAAAUGGUAUACAUGAAAAUGAAGAGCACAGAGAGCAAGAGGAACCGAUUGGGACUGAGGGGAAUUUACAGGGAGAGCAAAGCUCACGUGACAUAAAAAUGUCAAAUGAAGGUCUAGAAACUCCUUACACAACACUGGAAGAUGAUGAAAAUAAAAAUGCUGCAAGUAAAGAACAAAACAUCCAUGAGAUUGUGAAAAUGAGAGCAGACUGGGAGAUGGAGAAAGAAGAACACCUGAUAACAUUGACCAGAAAGGAAGGUGAUCACAGUGUUCAAGCCUCCGUUACAAAUUCACAGGAUUUCCAUGAAAAUGCAAAGACAAUAGAUGAGGCUGCUCACAGUGAACAAGCCUCAGCUACAAAUUCACAGGAUUCCCAUGAAGGUAAUGUGACAAUGGACGAGGCUGCUCAUAGUGCUCAUGUCUCGGCUACAAUUUCCCAAAAAUGCCAACAAGGUGCAUUGACCGCUGACGAAGAUGAUGACAAAUGCAGAGGCUUCUCAUGGGAUUCAAACCUCAGAUACUUAUUCACAGAAGUCUGAUGAAGGUUGGCAGAUGAAAGGUGCAGAGACACCCACCCAUUUAGAGGACCAUGUGAAAGAUGUCAGCAUUGAGUCAGCUAUGCAGGUCAAAGGUGAAAAUCUUUAUCAGGCUUCACAUGCAAGUGUUGUUGAGACUAUCCAGUUGCCCGACAUGGUGAAACAUAAUGAAACUUACCCAAGUGACAACAUGAACAGCUCGUGGGAAGAAGAAUCGACCAACAACAUCUUACAACAGGAGGUCCUGAAUAUGGAGAUGCAGGUGAUGGCCAAGGUCACAAUAUCUGCUACAGACAAAGAAACCGAACCAGGUCUUGAAAUUAAAGAGCCACCAGAUAUUGCAUUGGUAGCUUCCUUAGUGCAACAAGAAGAUGGCAUUAGUAUUGAACCAAAUGGGAUAUCUGAAUUAAAGGAGCAAGAAGAAAAUGUUUCCUUCAUUGAAAUGGAUGGAGGUGGCCAAACCCCAGAGGAGAAAGAAGAGCUGAAUAAAGACAUUGAGCUUGACCACCGGGUUGAGGAUAUACAUUUAAGCACCCAACAAGAUGAUACAGAGCAGAACAUGAAUUCACAGAAAGAGGUGAAACUGCUAAUGGAGGAGCUCAUGUGCGAGGAAUCCAGAGUUGAUGGGCACGGACAUGUACAAGAUCAACCUCUGCAGCCUCUCAGCAAACGACACAGAGAAAGUGAUGAUGUGAGGGAUGUGCUAAAUCAAGAAGAGAUUGCAGAAACUGUGACCAUUUUAGAUGAUGAGAUUGAAAAGAUAGACAAGAGUCAAAAGAGAGAACUUGAAGAGCUAGGGAAUGUUGAGUCAAACGAGGCCUUAGACAACAGGUCAGAGGCAAUUGAAGACGAGAAGCCAGUUAGAGAAGAGUUGGCACUGGAUAUAAAUGGAAGAGUCAAAGAAUUAAAAGAAGCUAUGGACAAUGGGAUACUUUGUCCUGAGACACAGUCAACAAAGAAGGAAGUGAAACUGUUGUCCACUCGGAGAAAAGAUAAUGAAUGGAUAAAAACGAAGCAAGGAGAACCAAAUGCAGCUCCAGAAAGAAAACACCAGAAAGAGAAUCCAGUAAGAACAGACAGAGAAUAUUUAACUGACAACUUUAAUCUACUCAUGAGGGAUGCAUGGAUGAAGGAACUGAAGUCAGUCAUUAAAGAUGAAGUUCUUCCCAAAAAGAGAGAUGAUCAGGUAAAGAAAAAGAGGGCGGUGCUGUUGGAGGGUGGACAGUCAUUCAUUGCUCAUCACGAGAGGCAGAAAGAGAAGCGGCACGAGAUGAUGUCACAAAAAGUGGUGGACAGCCUUUUGCCUCCUGCGCAGGAUAACACAACGCACACACCACAUGACCAGGACGAUGAGAUCUCACUUUAUGUCAAGGCAGGCAGCGAUGGAGAAAGCAUUGGUAACUGCCCAUUCUCCCAGCGACUUUUUAUGAUCCUCUGGCUCAAAGGAGUGAUCUUCAAUGUCACCACAGUUGACCUCAAGCGGAAACCUGCUGAUUUACAGGACCUCGCUCCAGGGACCAACCCUCCAUUUAUGACCUUUAAUGGAGAGGUCAAGGUCGACGUCAACAAGAUAGAAGAGUUCCUCGAGGAGAAACUGACACCACCGCGCUACCCCAAACUGGCACCGAAAAAUCCAGAGGCCAACACAGCCGGUAUUGAUGUAUUUGCCAAGUUCUCUGCUUAUAUCAAGAACCCAAGGAAAGACACCAAUGACGCCUUAGAGAAAGCACUGCGGAAGUCUCUUCAGCAUCUCGAUGACUUCCUGCGGACUCCCCUACCUAUUGAGAUUGAUGUUGAUGCCUCAGGAGAUAUCCCAGAGUCCACCAGGAGCUUCCUGGAUGGGCCACAGCUUACCCUGGCCGACUGCAACCUGCUUCCUAAACUCCACAUCCUGAAGGUGGUAGCCAAGAAAUAUCGUGGAUUUGAGAUCCCUGCGGAGAUGACAGGCAUUUGGCGGUACUUGAACUGUGCCUAUCAGAGAGAGGAAUUCAACAGCACCUGCCCAGCCGAGAGGGAAAUUGAGUUUGCCUAUGUUAAUGUUGUUAAAAAAGUUAAAUAAUGUCAAGUUAUCAAGUAAUCUUGAUCAAGGGUGGCUAAAUUUGGCCUGGGUGCCACAUACUGCCCAAUUCAUUAUUUAAUCCAGCCCACAGAGUAUUUACAUUAUCAAGAGUUCUGUAAUAUUUGGUGCAGCAAUCUAGCUGUAGCCCCCCUCCCGGGAAUUAAAUGCAUUAAAUUUUUUUAAUUGAUUGUG